Molecule: messenger RNA, 1041 nt
Organism: Solenopsis invicta (red fire ant)
Lineage: Eukaryota; Metazoa; Arthropoda; Insecta; Hymenoptera; Formicidae
Exons: 4
Coding region: 66-782 (238 amino acids)
Source: RefSeq, a predicted model, not a curated record
AACACUUAUCAGUUAGUCAAAUUCUCGUGUUAACAGAGCCACUCCCAGUGACACUACAAGCAAACAUGAGAAUCGCUAUAGCGUUAUAUCUUUCGGCUGUACUUUGUACCAUCUACGCCAAUCCAACGGACAAAUUAGAAAGUGCAAAGCUGCAAGUACAAAACGCGAUAUCGAAUGUGGAGCGUAUUAUACAGAAAAUCAGGCAUGUUUAUAUUAAUACCAAGGAAGACACUAUAAAUAGUGUCACGGAUAGAUUAUGGGAACAAAUGGAUAAUUACAGAGAUUACGUCAAUCUAUUGCUCAAGUCAAUGCAGAGAGAAGUAGAUAAUGCUAAGCGUAGAGGUGUAGAUGCGCAACGCUGCUACGACAGUAAUUCCUGGGGUGUAAAAGAGCAUUCCGAGGAGGCACACAAAGCUUCUAAGAAAUGUAAAGAAACUGCUGAAAAAAACAUCGAGAGCAGUCUCGAAUAUCUCCAUAGCUUUACAUUACUUGGAGACGAACUGAUACAACAACUAAAUAAUAUCCUCGUGGACUGUCACGACAAGGAUGAUUUUAAAAUGCACACCUGCGUCCUCAGUGAGCUCGGAAAGGCCAAUAAUUCCGUGAAGGAUUUCGAGGAUGACACCAAGUACAUCGAGUAUAGUGCUUUACCGCUGUCCAACUACGUCGUUCUACAGGCCUCCCAAUGCAUGACUAAUGCUUACUUGCUAGCACGCUUUGAAUGUCAAGGCUCACAGGACUCCAACUCCAGAUGCGUUCGCGAAGCUCUGGAGAAGAUCUAGCAGAGUUUUAUUGCUCGAAGAAAACUAGUGCAUUUGUCGAUUUAUGUUUGAAAUUACACUCGAAAGAAAAUCAUGUAUCUCAAAAAAUCAAGACAAUUUGACAACAAUGCCAUUAUGCAUUUAUACUAAACUUAUGCAAUAAAACUUCGAUUAGCGCACUUAAUGGCGCACCCUUUGUCUCGCUAAAUUUAGAACUUUAUUUAAAAAAUAAUUUUUAUGUAUAUGUUUAUGUAUAUGUAUAUUUUUAAGGGAAAUAAAA